AUGGCACCAGAAUUUGCGGACGCUCAAGCUAAAACGUCGUGCAAGCGAUGUCACCGACGAAAGAAAAGAUGUGAUCGCGGGUUGCCCCAAUGCAGGAACUGUAGCGGGGCUCGAGUGUCGUGCAGCUUCCUCGAUGAUGAUCGUGUUAUGGCAUCUUACCCCGUCACAUACGUGCGCAGUCUCGAGACAAAAGUCAAGUCUCUCGAAAAGGAAUUCAAUUCACUAAGAUCCGCGACAGGAAGAGAACUAGACUCUCGAGCGGAACUCAUGAAUCCGGAUACAAGUGAUAUUAAUAUUGCCCUCGGUCGUCAAGAGACGGAGGCAAACAGCACGAACUUGCUUUAUGAGCCCUCGCCUACCCAGCUGCCUCUCUUGCAGUCCUCCCCUUCCUUCGUCGAAGAGCUCAAAAUCCUCUCCUUCGAGGCAACGGCUGAUCGUCAUUUGGGAUCUUCCUCCGGCCUCUCCUUCGCCAAGCUGACACAAACCGUUCUUCGGCGUCUGAAUCCCGACAAGGCCGACUUUAGCUUCGCUCAUUUUGAACCCGAGGGUGGCAUAUGGCCGCAGUUGAACCUUCCCUCCUCGACUUCAGACCUCUUAGAUUCAACGUUGUUCAGUGGAUUCAGAGACCCUUUCAUGUGCUACCCUUCGAUGCUUGACGGGUUCUCCCCGACCGCGCCAACCGAGCCCAUCUCCGUUCCAGAGCAACAGGUCUCUCUUGAAGGCAGUCAUGUUGACCAGCUCAUACGUUUCUACUUUGCUCACUCGCAUACGUUAUACCCGAUCGUUCAUCGCCAGGAGUUCAAUAAUAUACUGGAGCAUGUUCGAGCGGAUCCUCAGUUUGCUUUAGCUCAAUCAUCCCUAUGUCAAUUUCGCCUAUGGAUGGUCCUUGCCAUUGGAUCAACUGCGCAAUGCUCAGUCACCCUUUCAGAUGAGCACGAAUCAAUGAUGUACUACAAGAAAGCACUCGAGCACUUUGAGGGGGCUCUCGAUUAUGGAUACAUGGCCGCGUUGGAAGUUUUACUUCUGCAAGUAUCUUAUUCUUUCUUCAACCAGCUUGGACCCAAUACAUGGACAUUGGUUGGUCUCGGUGCACGUAUGGCAAUUGGAUUAGGCAUGCAUGCUUCCUCAACCUACGAAGGCCUACCAGCCGACGUGUCUGAAAAGCGGAAGAGGCUCUUCUUUUCCGUUUACAUGAUGGAUCGCGUAGUAUCUAUAGCUCUCGGUCGCCCAUUCGCCAUCAAUGAAGAUGACAUCGAUGUGACGCCCUUCGCGGUGGAAGAUGAUAGUGACGUUGGGGCACAAAUUGAUCUGCCCGAGAACUCAUUUAAGCCUUCUAUACUGACCGUUCCUCUCCACAUCCUCGAGCUACGGCAGAUUGCCAGCAACAUCACGACUUCAGUCUAUUCUCACCGAAUGUCAGCCAGCCUCAAUGCCGAACAGCGCGAAGAGGUAUCAAACUCGCUCCACCAAAGACUUCUGAACUGGCGUCGUAAUAUGCCAUUUCCUCUUCCAAACACCGACGCUGCAGUGCCGCACCUCAACAGCAGCUGGUAUGACUUCAACUAUUAUCUCCACGUCGCCAUGUUGUAUCGACCAUCUCCGCUGUUCCCGACUCUGCCAAAACCCCGUGUCAAAGUGUUAGCGGAAGCUGCAUCCAUGUCGAUUCGUCAAGUAUCUAAUACGCACCGCCAAAGGUGUCUUGCAUACAAUUGGCUCAACCUUCUCUCGAUAUUUACCGCAACUUUGUCCCUAAUAUACGCCACAACUGUCCAACCUGAUAAUCUCAUCUCUGUUUUGAGAGACAAGGGAGCAGUGGCGGACCUUGACUUGACUAUCGAGCUAUUUGACAAGCUUAGCGUCAAGUUCCCUGUGGCUGGCAAGAUACGUCGAAUGGUUGAACAGAUAUCUACUAGUGGCGACCAUCGGUCGAUGGACGAGGGCUUCACGGUCGGGUCGUCGCCCUGGGAUGACUCGUGCCGCCGAAAACGCAAGGCCGCUGGCACGGCGCUUGGAAGACCCGCCCUUCGGAGUUACUAUCCGAUGUUCGACCUCGAGAGCUAUUGCAUCCUCCGAGAUCUGCAUAAGGACAGUCGCAACGGUGAGGUGGAGAUUAGCGUGCGACCGUAUAUCCAGCGAUAUGCGUUGAACACCACCUUGACGCUCUGCUACGGUAUUCGAAUGGACGCUGUCUACGAUGACCUGUUACGCGAGAUUCUGCACGUUGGUUCGGCAAUCUCGCUCUUGCGUAGUGCUUCAGAGAACACCCAAGACUACGUCCCCAUCAUGCGGUACUUCCCAAACAACGAGAAGAGUCGUCGUUCUAAAGAUCUCAGGGAACGCCGAGACGCGUAUUUGAAUCUGCUUCUGGAUAAAGUGCGGGAGCAGAUCAAGCGGGGCACCGAUAAGCCCUGCAUUUCAGCAGCAAUUUUGAAGAACGAAGAAACUAAGCUUAGCGGGGUUGAAGUCUCGUCCAUCUGCCUGUCGCUUGUGUCCGGAGGAUUCGAGACGAUACCGGGGACUCUCACCUCGGCUAUCGGAUCCCUUGCCACAAAGGAGGGACAGGCCUGGCAGGACCGGGCUUACGAAGACAUCAAGCGUUACUACCCAGACGUGCGCGAAGCAUGGGCUUCCUGCUACGCAGAAGAGAAAAUUCCCUACAUCAACGCCAUUAUUAGGGAAGCUGGGAGGUACUACACAGUCAGUUCUAUGAGUCUUCCCCGAAAGACCGUCACCGAAGUGAAUUGGAACGGAGCCAUCAUACCCCCUAAGACAAUGAUCUUGGUCAACGCACAAGCCGGAAAUCAUGAUGUCAGACAUUUUGGUGAUGAUGCCGGUCAUUUCGAUCCCGAGUGGUGGCUUGAAAGUCUUAAUCCCCCAACAGAAAAGGAGAUCUCAGGCGUCGGUCACCUCAGCUUUGGAUUGGGUUCCCGCGGCUGCUCCGGGCAGUACAUCGCCCAGCGUCUACUAUAUGCGGCCUUGGUGCGGCUGCUAUCUUCGUACAAGAUUGUUGCAAGCGAAGAAGAACCUCCGAAUACUGACUAUGUCGAGUAUAACCAGUUCAAGACGGCUUUGGUGGCGAUCCCGAAGGACUUCAAGGUAAAGCUUAUCCCCAGAGACACCCCUGUGACGAGUGAUUGUUUGAGAGCUGCGGAGGAGAGAACUAGGGAGCAUUAUGUAGAGCAAGGCAGUUGGGAUACAUCCAUGCACGUCUAG
This is a messenger RNA of Colletotrichum paranaense, 3213 nucleotides long. Its product is annotated as cytochrome P450. NCBI's taxonomy places the organism in Eukaryota, Fungi, Ascomycota, Sordariomycetes, Glomerellales, Glomerellaceae. The coding region runs from base 1 to 3213 and encodes 1070 amino acids. Gene Ontology annotation, molecular function: sequence-specific DNA binding; monooxygenase activity; zinc ion binding. The transcript is spliced from 8 exons. Gene Ontology annotation, biological process: DNA-templated transcription; positive regulation of transcription by RNA polymerase II. The record is from RefSeq and is a predicted model, not a curated record.